UCCACCACCCCGCCUGCAUUUCCGACUCCCACUUCCACCAGCUGACAACUACCAGAUAUGCCACCAGAGAGGUCGCGGAGAGGCGAUCGCCGACGGUGCCUCCGGGCCUGCGAGACGUGCAAGCGACGCAAGGAACGCUGCGAUGGCCGCCAACCCUGCCAGCGCUGCAUGGCCAGGGGCGUCGACUCGGACUGCAAGAUCAUAGCCCCGACAGACUCGCUGGUUUCAAGCCCAGAAUUCAGCCUGGACAAUACAAUAGACCAGUGUGCUCGUCCAUUCCCCCAGCUGCCGGCAUUGGCACAGGACGAGCGCGGCACUUACAUGUACAUUGGAGACGCCGCGACCUUGUCGUUCCUGCACAAUGCCCGGCGCAUUGUGCAUUCUGUGCUGGCUUAUGAUUUCAUGGAUUAUUCUUUGCAGAAGAAUGAAGUUCAUCAGCGAAAUUUUAAUGAUGGUCCAGCUGCCCCCAGUCCUGCAAAGCCGACGCCGCAGGACGCAGACUACCUCAUACAUUGGUUCAACCUGGCGACGAACUGUCUUCUCAAUCUCAUCGACCAGCAGGAACUCACUCGAGGUCUGAAUGACUGGUGCCAAUGUCUACAAGAUUCAGACUCAGGUUCAAGUGCGAUGUACUAUCUGGUUCUUGCCCUCGGGGCCCAGUCGUGCCCUGAGGACAGAGACGAGACGGCAGAGAGAUACUUCAACCACGGCCGGUAUAUCACCUUGACGACAUUCAUGGAAGAUCCCACCAUUAUAACCAUCCAAUGCCACGUCCUCAUCACCAUGUACCUCCUCGCAGGAUCACGCAGGAACUCGGCAUUCAUGUAUCUCGGCACUGCAGUCCGGGCAGCCUACGCUCUUGGCCUGCACAAACAAGACGUCUCAGCACUCUACUCUCCAUCUGAAUAUUGCACACGCGAACGUCUCUGGCGCGCAAUUCGAAUCCUCGAUCUAUUCACGAGCGCCUCCCUCGGCCGACCCCCGUCCACGACCGAAACCCGCGACACAACAGCGCAAGACAAUUACUCCGCCUCGAACGACCUCUGCUUCAUCUUCGAAACCAUCCUAACCCAGAUCUACGCAAAGCGCACCGUCACGAAAGAGGCCUUGGCCUGGAUCACCCAUCUCCACCGCGGCUGGACCUCCCGCUUCCCCGAGGGCCUCAAGACAGACGGCAUCCCAGACUCGGAAUCCCUCGAGACAGACCGCGGCCGCGUCCCGAAUCUCGGCCUCAUCCAGCUGAAAGAGGCCUACUAUUGGACUGUCAUGCUCCUCACGCAGCCUGUCCUCAUUGAUAAAUUCUCACAUACAGCACCAACAUCAGCGUCAAACAUCCUCGCCACCGCCUGCAUCGACUCCGCAAUCCGCACAAGCACCCUCCUAACCACCCUCUCAAACCCAACCCUGCACAUUCCCAAACGCCUCCCCCUAAUCACCAACUCGGCAUUCCUCUCCGCGCUCGUCCUCGGCCUCGCCAUCUUUGCCGACAUGGACAACACCCUGCCUCUACACGACAGCCUGCAAAACGCGCGCUGCGUCCUGGCUAGAUUCGCGCCCCACGACGCCGCGACGAAGAACCACCUCGCUAUCGUGGAUAGUUUCAGGGAUGCCUGUCAUAGAUACGUGGAGGUUCGCGCGCGGCGCGAGCUGAAUCACCAGGGUCGUUUGGUUGCGGGGGUUUUUGGGAGUUUGGAUACUAACCCUUGUAGCAGUAGCAGUACUACGCAUGGCCAUCACCAUCGACCGGGCCAGAACCAGGACAGGACUUCUCUAAUUGAUAACGACAUAGCUCUACCAUCGAUAAACAUUAGCGACGGCACUCCUUUCCAAAGCGACAUCGAGGCCGCAUUUUUUAACGUCCCGAGUCCCCCGGGUUAUAGUCAUAGUUGUACAGAUAUAGACGCGAGUGGCACGUUUGAUAGUGAGAUUGCACCAUUAUCACCAAAAACACUGCAGACGCUGGAUUGCUACGGGUAUGAUGUGGGUGUGGGUGUGGGUGUGGAUACAGAGUGGCCGCUUGUCUCGGCUGUUGAUGCGAGUGCUUGAUAGUAUGAUAUAUAAACUUAUUCUGGAUGGGUAUCGUACUAUUUAAUGAUAUUUUGGACUAGACUGGACUUUGUUGGGAAGAGUUUAAAUUAGCCCUAAUUACACAUUACUUACUACUGCUUGGACAAGAGAGACAAGCCCGAGUCGGAAUAUCGGUAUUUUUAUUUGCAUUAGCAGGGAAUAUAGGGGAGCGCCUGAAGCUUGUGGGACAAAUGCAUGAAUGUACAAGGUGAUGCGGAUGAUGUUUAUGACGAGGAACCGGUUCUUAGGCUGCUGGUUGUGAAGAAAUAUGGAAGCCUGUGCUAAUGGUAGCGUAGCGGAGCUCUCAUAACAC
Messenger RNA from Aspergillus versicolor CBS 583.65, 2380 nucleotides. RefSeq names its product fungal specific transcription factor domain-containing protein. Lineage: Eukaryota; Fungi; Ascomycota; Eurotiomycetes; Eurotiales; Aspergillaceae. Bases 169 to 2046 code for a protein of 625 amino acids. Gene Ontology annotation, cellular component: nucleus. Gene Ontology annotation, biological process: positive regulation of transcription from RNA polymerase II promoter by galactose; DNA-templated transcription. The transcript has a single exon. Gene Ontology annotation, molecular function: zinc ion binding; RNA polymerase II cis-regulatory region sequence-specific DNA binding; DNA-binding transcription factor activity, RNA polymerase II-specific. The record is from RefSeq and is a predicted model, not a curated record.